This is a messenger RNA of Spodoptera littoralis (African cotton leafworm), 618 nucleotides long. Lineage: Eukaryota; Metazoa; Arthropoda; Insecta; Lepidoptera; Noctuidae. The record is from the annotation of a GenBank genome assembly.
AUGAUGAAUAUAUUUUUUGGGAUACUAUCUCUAUUGAUAGCCACAAUAGGAGCCAGUAGUGCUCCCAAAAUACAAAUAUUCGAAAUAAGAGAAAACGAGAAUGGAAUACACUUGAAAAACUUAAAUCCAGAUGCAAGAAGUAAUCCAAAAACUGAUCCUUUAGCCAAGUUACUGAGAGGUCCAAAGCCUGAUAACCAAGCUGUAAAACUUGCCAAGCAGUUGCUUAGCAAAUUAAAGACUAUGAGAGAAGAUGAUAAAACCAACAGAUAUUAUGACCAAAGUCACCAUUAUACUCCAAAUAAUGAUUAUUAUAACACUGAAUAUGAAGAAACCCAUUUCGUUGACAAAACUAGGAGUAAUAAGGCUGCACGGGAUAAUAACUCUUUUAAGGAGUUGCUGAUGCAGUUAUUACCUUCACAGAAUAAAGGUAAUGCUUAUGCAAAUCCAGUUUCACUUCGAAUACCAAAGCGAGGCUUGAGAAGUGAUCAAGUUCUAGUAGAAUCUAGAACAAACAUACCCAAGCGUCAACAUGAAUAUGUCUAUGACGACAAUGAUGCACGAAUGCAGCAGCAGGAGGAUGAAAAACAAUACAAUAAUUAUUAAUUUGAUAUUAAAUAA